This is a messenger RNA of Suillus clintonianus, 2749 nucleotides long. RefSeq lists its product as uncharacterized. Bases 156 to 2417 code for a protein of 753 amino acids. The transcript is spliced from 5 exons. The record is from RefSeq and is a predicted model, not a curated record. Lineage: Eukaryota; Fungi; Basidiomycota; Agaricomycetes; Boletales; Suillaceae.
AUGAAUCAUGAUUGCCUUUCUAAGCAUCCGGGGGAUACAUUUCUCCUUUGGCUGUCAAUCCACAACCGUUUCUUUCCAUUUCCUUAGUCAACAUCCACCAUCUCACCAUAUUUGAAAAGUCGUUUCAUCAGAGACGGUCAGUGGUUAGGUAUCCGAUGUAUAGUGAGCUCGAUAUCAUGGCGGACUCUCCUAUCCGACGACUGUCCAACACCAGCUCAAACAACAGCCUGAAGCGAGAAGAGGAUCUAAUCAAUGCCUACGAAGCAGAGGAAGAGCGGAUCAUCAAUGUCUUGUCUCGCAAACUGGAGCAGCUUCGUGAAGAGAAGAUUCAACUCGAAAAUGCGCUCGAGGCAGAGUCGGAAUCUCAUGUGAACAGGCUUAGUCGUGAGUUGUCUGCGCUGCGGCUUGCGCAACAGCAGCAGCAACAGCAAUCUGGGACGAACGGGAUCACCACUUCUCCAGACAACAGGGUGGGAGUUCCGACGUUUCUGGCUGAUCGAGACCCUAUGAUCCCAAGUGCAGAAGUCAUGCUGGAAGCCAUGAGACGGGAAAACGAGCAACUGCGCAACCGCCUGGUUGAUACGGAAAGAGACUAUGUGCGGGUAUCACGGUUGAAUGAAGUGUAUCGCGAAGAGCUCCUUGAACAUAGGAGACGGCUCGGUCUAUCAGUCGACAACCUUGUUGGCUUGUCCUCGGCAGACCCGUAUUCGCAACCGACGCAUCGACGAUCUAUGUCCAAUCAAUCAUCGCCUAGUACGUCUGUGAUGCAGCCUUCGCAAGCAAUCCAUGGUGUCCCUAUCCCCCGACCUUCCUCCUCGAUACGGCGCCCGACGAAUAAUAUGUCAGAAAGUAAUACACCAUUGUCGCAUUCUCCUUCCUCGACAGAGUCACCAUUCCCAUUCUCGCCUAUUGUCGGAACAAAUCCUGCAAGUUUUGUUAGCAAUGGGACGCAUAUGACGACGCCACCAUCAUCUGCUUCAUUGACGUCAAAUCCCCCAUCAACGUUCACUAUUCCUCAUAUGUUGUCCUAUCCCUCGGUGCCGCCACCGUCUCUGUCUUCUUCGUAUGGGUCGCCUGUGGUGUCAUUCAUACCGCAUCGCGACCACUCAUUGUCUCCUGUGGUACCUCUAAGCAGGCGCAGUUCGAACGCACGAGGAAGCAUUGAGCGCCGCUUCGCGGACCCGGUGGGUCUUAAUCGGAGUCGGAGCAGGCACGAGAGUGUUGAGAGGGGCGCACGCGUCGCGGAGACAGGAACAUUGAUUCCCCGCUCUCGCCGUGAAAGCCAAAGCGUUUCAGCGACAUCAUCGGACGUACCUACGGCGCAUCGCCCCUUUUUUUCAAUGUCUUACCAGUACCCAUACACUCAAGGAAAUAUGUCAAUGCCCCCAACGCCCCCAACACCCUAUUCAUGGGAGACGACAGAGCUCAACAACAACAUUCCAGAGCAACUUGAUCAUCAUCAGCCUGUUCAACGCGCUUUGAAUCCACAGCAUCAACCUCAAAGUGUAUUUGCCCCGUCGCCGCCUGUGAUUGAGCUUCAAGAGCACAUGCCCACUGUUCCAAGUCAACGUCGAAGUGAAGUCCCACAGCACCUGCAUCAUAUGUCAUCAGCGCCAGGGUCUUCUUCAAGAAGACAAAAUGUCGUGUCCCAAGAUAUGAGACCUCAUAUACACGUUGAUACAACAAGUCAUAUGGCAGCUAGCACUAGCCCGCCUUCUGGCCCGCCGUCUGCUAGUGGUGUGCAUUCAGUGGGACCUGUGCGAGCGAAAGUAUCGCCCGCACAUAACAUGGGACAUCCAUAUCGUCGCCCCCAGAGUGCGAACCCAAGACGAGAGAAUGAAUCAAAUCCACAUGUGAGACAUACCUGCAGCCCAAACAACCACUUCUGCUUCAUUACACAAGUGAGUGAUCGUGCAUUGACAUCCAUUCGAGGGAUGUAUUCAUACUCUUGUCGUAGGACCGCCAUCAUCAGCCCAUCCCAUGUCAUCCCACCCAUAUCAUCCAGUGCGACUUUUAUACCCAGAGCCGAUUACUUCUUUUGCAGCGAGAGUCGAGUGACAACAGCGAUGUUUGAACUUCCAGGAGUGAAGAAGAGCGACCUGAAGAUAGAGUUGUCAUCGUGCCAGAACGGUUUGAAACAAGUAUCAAUCACAGGAGAAACCCGACAACCACUUGCAGAUGGCAUAAUAGCACUCAAAGAACGCAAGUAUGGCAAGUUUCGCAGGGUACUUCCCGUUCGUCAUGAUACCAAGGCGAGUAGACUGAAAUCGCAUAUGAUCUUGCGUCUCAAGCGUGCAUUUUCUUUUCAGAAGGAAGACGUCUCCGUCACUUUAGAGGAUGGCGUUCUCAUUCUUCGCAUACACAUGGGGCCACCGCUCGAGCCUGAACAGGAGUCAGAAAUUAUCCCUAUACAAUGAGUGAGCCUGACUUCAAGUUCUCUUCAAAGUCAUUCAUUGUGCGCCAUCUGUUCCGGCAAGAGCAAUAUGACGUCUGAUACCUUUUCCUCGCUGCCUCGCUAACACAUUAGCUUUUAAAAAAAUAUGCACCAACUUGCACUGCCGGCUUGCUCUGAUCGUUUCGCUGUCGUCGUCUGGCCUCGAAGUUCCUGGAUCCGCAAAGUACUAUUGUGUUUUGCAUCCUGGCUUCCGUAGUCUAGUCUAUAUAAUAUAUACACAUACACAUACAUUUUCCACAUUUGCACCCAUUGUACAGUUAGUAGUACCGUAGUAGUAUUUUCCUUGUGAUACCA